Messenger RNA from Cylicostephanus goldi, 540 nucleotides. The record is from the annotation of a GenBank genome assembly. Lineage: Eukaryota; Metazoa; Nematoda; Chromadorea; Rhabditida; Strongylidae.
ACAUUGACAGAGGAUGAGCACAGACUUCUGGAAAUGAACAAGAUUUUUUGUAGCAGAGAGAUUAGGAACACUGUGGCUUUCUACUUAGCUCUUUCUACCUCAUUGACGAAUUGUAACGCACGUCAGUUCCAACUUCCCGCUUCCUUACGUAAUGACGGGCUUUUACCUUAUCGCGGUCUUGCUCAACCUCGUUACAUCGUUGUGAAUGAACCAUGUACGGUCUGUAAGGGGUUAGGAGAAGAUUCUCUGAAGAUUCGUUGUGACUUUUGCCGUUACGUUUACCAUCUGGACUGUCUGCGACCCCCAUUAUGUUGUCCACCAUCAGAGACGUGGAUGUGUCCAAAUCACGUGGAACCCGUUGUGGAAUCAAAAUUACUGACUUCCAUAAGUGUAACGGAACGACGACAUCUGUGGGCAAAGUAUGCUAGGCAAAGAGUUGAUGAGCAUCUCGUGCGUAUGAGUUUUUUGCACAAGGUCCGUAAAUCACCUGAUGAAUCAAGCACCGAGGAUGUUCAUAACUCAGAUGCAUGCGAGAAGUAA